Messenger RNA from Pelodiscus sinensis (Chinese soft-shelled turtle), 5431 nucleotides. RefSeq names its product leptin receptor overlapping transcript (gene LEPROT). The record is from RefSeq and is a predicted model, not a curated record. Lineage: Eukaryota; Metazoa; Chordata; Testudines; Trionychidae. Gene Ontology annotation, cellular component: endosome. Gene Ontology annotation, biological process: late endosome to vacuole transport via multivesicular body sorting pathway; negative regulation of growth hormone receptor signaling pathway.
CCCACAGAGUUUUAGUAAGGGGUAACAGUCCCCUUACACAUGUUUUAAUUAGGUGGCAACCCCUGAUCUGGAUUUGCGGUAUGUUUGGUUCAGACCAUCAGUGGGCUAUCGACCACAUCUUUUAUUAUUAAAUUCCAACCAUCUGAUUUUCUAGAGGAUUGUUUCCUUAAAUGAGACAAGGCUGGGGCAAUGCUACAAGACUGCCCCUAGAAAAUAACUUUCUUAAAGCUCUUUUUCCUCAAGAACUGCAUGUGCUAUCUAUCUGCUUUUCCUGGGGGUUGGGAUGGGUACCACCGUGCAUUUAAACAGUUCAAGGAGAAAUGCCUGUACAUGAGUGUUACCUGUAAGCUGAGUAUUUGUGCUGCCUUUGGAGAGAUUUCAGUGCCAUCCAUUUGAUUAGCAGAGCACUCACAGCUAGGUGUAUUGUUUCUAUUGGUGGUGCCCUGUUGCCCCAGCCUGGGCAUCCCCUACCUGCUCCCAUCCCAAUUUCUCUCCCAGCUACCCCCUCCGGAGCUCAAGCGGCAUCCUGAUCCCUCCAGAGUAUGGACAUCUCCUCCCACCCCUGUCAGUGCCUUGUAACUUCCCACCACCCAUCCUUCUUCUCCUGCCUGAGUUUGGGCAUGUUGCCACACCUAGACACAUCAAUUCCCUUCUAUGAAACACGUUGCUCCUUCAAGUGCCUCCUGAACUUAGAGCUUCCUCACUCUCAAAUCCAGUAGGACUCUACUGCUGCUUCUGCGGAAACUUGCUGCAUUGGGAUAGUAAAUAGAAGCAAACCUUCAUGUAGCAGCCACAACUUUUUAAUUCACAUUGCUCCCACCAAUGCAGCUCAGAUUGAAACACCAGUGAGAAAAAGUCUAUGUAUGGCUGGGUCCUCAUCCUUCUCUGGAUGGAGACAGGAAGGACCCUGGCAGGCCCAAUGUUCCCUCAAUUUUUCCCUCCAUGUGCUGAAUAAAGUUUGCGCACUGAGGCAUGGGUGGAUGUGCACCACCAGUGGAGUGACAAAUGGGCGCUCUGCCAAUGAGCUGGGCCGCAUGUAAAUCUCUCCUGGGCGGCUGCCCGAGAGUUCAGCUCACAGGGAACAGGCCAUGCCCCGCUCUGCAGGCCUCCUGCCACGCCAGGGCAUCCCACGCGGGGUGCCACUGACCGCUCUAAGGCACAAACUCCGCCCGCCCGGCCACCGCCUCCUCGGCCGCUCGGCUGGGCCUGGUCUCCCUCCCUCCGCCGCUGGCCGGGGCGGGCUGCGGGGGUGAAAAGGCUCGUGCGGGAAGAAGCGAGGCUGAGCGGUCACGCGUGGGGAGCGCUGGCCCUUUAACGGCCCCGUUCGCGUAGCUGGGGGCGGGGCUGGGGGCAAGUCUCCGGGAGCGGAAGCCGGAAGUCACCGCAGCCCAGCUCGGCGCCCCAAAAAGCGGAGCUCGCCCCCCUUCUGCUGCCCGCGAACAUGGCGGGGGUGAAAGCCCUUGUUGGUUUAUCUUUCAGUGGAGCCAUUGGUUUAACUUUUCUUAUGUUGGGAUGUGCCCUAGAGUAUUAUGGUGUUUACUGGCCUCUGUUUGUCUUGGUAUUUUACAUCAUUUGUCCAAUACCUCACUGCAUUGCAAGAAGAAUAAGUGAUGACACUGACGCAGCUAGCAGUGCCUGCAGGGAAUUGGCAUAUUUCUUCACAACUGGAAUUGUUGUUUCUGCCUUUGGAUUGCCUAUAAUCCUUGCACGUGUUGAAGCGAUCAAGUGGGGAGCCUGUGGUCUUGUGCUAGCUGGCAAUGCAGUCAUUUUUCUUACCAUUUUAGGCUUUUUUCUUGUAUUUGGUAGAGGAGAUGACUUUAGCUGGGAACAGUGGUAGAACUUCACUAUGAUGUUGGUGAUGUGCAACAUACAUGUUUAUAUACUGUAUAUAUGUAUGUACGUUGGAAUGUUUGUGCCUGCACAUGUAGCCUUAUGCUAUCAGACUAUACUAUGCUAUUUUACACUUGUAUGUCAACCAAAUUAAGGGGAAAGAGCCUUCUGACAGGUUUUUUUAAAUAGGUAGAGAAGGAGCUGAAAUCACAAUAGCUAAAUCUGUCCUUAAAUCUUUGUUUACACAGCGUGCACUAUAUUACUGAUUUUUAGUUUUUAAUUUUGAUAACAGUAUCAGUGGUAUGCAUGUUGGAAGUCAGCCAACAUGUCUGACAUUUUUAACAGCAUUAAAUUAACAAUUAAAAGGGGUCUAUAUUCACAUACUUUCCAGUCUCCUGGUUUUGCUAAUUUGAUUAACUCCUGUUUUGUGACUAGGAUAGAACAAAUAUUUGGCUUUGUAUUCAAAUAACUGCUAUUCUCAGUAGCUUGUUUUCUGUUUAAAAAAAAAACCCAUUUCAUACCUAUAAUUGCUGUUGCCAACGUUCUCUUUUCUGAUCUACAAUAAGAGAGAGUGACAAGCAUUGGCAGUUCUAAGGGAUUAUAUACAAAUUUCUCACCUUUGCAUUAAUGGCCCAUAGUGCACCACUAGAACCACAUCAUGUCUUGGAUCCCACUGCUAUAGAUGAAGGUAAAUUCAACCAACCCUUCAAUUCUUAAUCAGCAUUCAACAAAUAAAAAAGGAAACCCGGUCUAGUUGUAACUGUGGAUAUACGUUGAGGGUAAUUUGAGAACAUCAUUUUAAUUUCAUAAAAUGUUAUAAACUGACAUUACUUCGUAUGUAUAAUUUCCACACUAAAGAACUAUUUCAAACUGCCGUAGGAAAGUUUAUAAUAUGAAUGCAUUGAACAAUUCUGUUGUAUUGUGAGUCAAAUUCCUGAAUUAUAAAGAAGUGAAAUGUUCCAGUUAUACAUCUUUUAAUACAGCAGAUACUAUAGGACUGGUAUCACAUCAGUUCAUCAGAUUUUUUUUUAAAAUACUUUUACUGAAACAAUUACUUUCAACUCAUGUAAGAAAAAUGGUAAUAUUCAAACAGUUUAUUUUAAAAUGUUGCUGCUCUAAACCUUCACAUAAUCACACUAUUAUUAUAUUAGCGAAUUUUCCUACUUUGAGAUUGUGAAGGAAACGUUAAUUUGUAAAGAUUUAUUCUGACAUGACCUUAAUUUUUGAGGCAUAUGUAAAUCAUUUUAGUACGCUUGAAAAAGAGCAAAGAACCAGUAACUCUAAUUUAUUGUGUCAUAGAAAAAUGGGUGCAUCAAAUUAUGACAUUUACAGUUAGAAGAAACUGAAUAUUUAGAUUAGGUAGAUAUUUUAACCACCAGUUUUGUGGAAUAGCAAUUUGAGAAGGAACAAAUUUGCAGCUUAUUCGUUCAUAACUGAAUGUGGCUUGCUUGUGAAUAUAUGGAGACUAAAACGCUAUGAAUAUAUAUACAAAGGCCAUGAAGAGUAUGGCCUACAGAACUGACAAAAUGCUAUCUCCCCAAACAAAAAACAUCUGCACAAGCAUUGGUGUCCAAAACAACUUUACACAAUUGACAUCCUGUGGAUUUCCGCACAAAUAAAGGCUUGAAAUUAAUUAUUGAUAUAUUAGUGCUCUGAGAGAGUUUAUCCUUCUUCUCAAUGAAAAAAAAAGGAAACUGAAAAUAUUUUUGAAACACAAAUAAUGCAGUGUACUCACAUUUCACUUUGCUGAUAGGAAUAUAUUGCUUAUUAUAUAGUUCACAUAGAUACAGUUUUAGAUUUAUUUAGACAUAAAACUGUUUUGUUAUCUUCCAAGUUGAGACUGCACUAUAUUGAUGUGAUGAAAGUUUCCACUGGCAUUGAAGAUUUGCUACAUUUUCAAAUUGAAGGAAAUUAAAAAUCAUUAAGUAUGUCUGAAACACAAUUUUUCUUGUAAAACACUUCCUCAGAUGUUAGUUUUCCUAGCUUCUCUACAAUGAACAUUGCUAGUCUUCACUGUAGGAUAUUUAACAGUAGAAUAUGCCAAACAUCAGAAAACGUGUUUUGUUUUCACAAUCAAGGCUGCUAUCCUUGUUUGUCACAACAUGCUGAUUUUAGUGUAGAAUGUUAUAAUUGUAAAAUAUUACUCAGGGAAAUUAUGUGCUCAAAUUACUGGUUCAUCUGUUUUGAGGAAAAUUCAGUUUUGGUUUAUGUGUUUUUCCUGGAUUUUGAAGAAGUUUUUUUUUUAUCACUAAUUGCUGUACUUUUGCUACACUAUUUAGUUGAGUGAAAAUUAAGAAAAGUACAAAUUGUAUUUGAUCCUGCAGAUAACUAAGCUUUUGAGUUGGCCCAUUAAAUAUAGUAGAACUAAUAUGAGUAAAGAAUUGGGCUUUUGGGGCUUAAAUGAAUGUUUUGUAUUUCACUUUUUGGGCUUGAUACACAGAAUUAAAAAGGUUGCACUAAACACAUUUCUAGUUACCACUCCAAUGAGUUUUCUUUAAGGUGGUGGCUUUCUUUUACUCAAAAAGGAAGAAUUGUUUUAUGGACAGUAGCGCCAUGGGAAGAAAGAGACUGUCAGAUGUUAACUGUCAAUAUCCUCUUCUUAAUCAGCAUCAGAAACUAUCUUUUAAAAAGAAUGGGAGGAAUAGAAAACAAGGUCCUAUGGCGGUUGUGUAGUGCUUUGAAGACUAUCUAUACAGCAGUGCUAAUCUCGAAAUAAGCUAUGCAGCUUGAGCUACGCUAAUUGUGUACCUUAAGUCGAAGUAGUUUAUUUCAAAUUUGGGCACGUGUACACAGCACUUAUUUCGAAAUAGAGUACUCUUCCUCCACUUCCCUUGAUCCUCGUACAAUGAGGGUUACAGGAGUCGGAGAAAGAAGUCCUCCAGCUUGAUAUUAUUUCGACAUUGUCAAAAUAACUGCUUGUGUGUAGACGCGGACUAUGUUAUUUCGUAAUGACAUCAGUUAUUCUGAAAUAUUGCUGCUGUGUAGACGAACCUUUUGUGUUGAACCUAGAUACCAUCGGAUUGGGGUACGGAACAGUAAAUAGCUUUGGCUAGAGAGACUAAAAGUUUUUUCUGAAAAAGUCUACAUAUGCUAAUCCUCACUGUCCAUUUCCAUGGACUUAAAUCUCAGAAUUCUCUGAACCUCCUUAAAUGUAAAUUUGCUUGAAUUAAUUUUUAGUUAAAUUAUCAGAGUUGGGAAGAAAGUUUUCAGUUUGUCAAGAACUGUGCCCAUUCACAAGAGUCUGGUGCACUGACAGCCGCUAGUAGGCAUAAGAGCAUCCAUUUAUUGCAGUCUCAUAAUGUUUUUUCUUAAUGCUAAUGAACAUAUAUUCAAAGUGCCUUAGCCUCAAGAUUUAUUGUAGUUUUGAGAAGGCAUAGACAUAAAAACUCUAUUUUGCAACAGGACUGAAACUAUCGUCACAUAAUAUAUAUCUUUAGUGUUGACCAAUAGCUUUUUUGUAUUUUAAAAUACAGUAUAAUUUUUGUAACUUUUGUAAAAUUUCUUUUCCAUAAUUGCCAGAUUAUUGAAAUCAUUAAUACAUUUGUAAAUUAAAGCAUUCUCAACUUUUCAAAUUAAUAAAACUGCCUUACUGUAGCUGACA